ACUUUGUUUCGUCUCAAUUGAGCAGUUGAGUUGAGAACUUGAGACGUAGAAACGCGGUGGUUUUCAAAUUGUGAUUUUUUUAGUGAUUUUAUCGCAAAAAUGGGAAAUAUUAAUCAGAUUUGGGCCACCAUGGUCUUAUGUUUCCUAUGCUUCAACAUGGGUGUCAUGUACACCUGGCCUUCCUCUACGCUCACGAUCUUCAGCUCAGCCAACACCACCCUUCAUCGCACCAUGACAGAAGGAGAAAUAGCGUUGCUGGGCAGCCUCUCCUCUGUAGGAGCUAUGGUCAGCACGCCGAUAGCUGGUGUUCUACUGGACAGGAUUGGCAGGAAACGCUGCAGUAUUGGGGCCAAUUUGCUUGCUGUGGUCGGUUGGGCCAUGAUAGCCUUCAGCAAGAGAGUGGAAGUGGUCCUAACAUCCAUCUUUGUAUCUGGUUUCUCUGGUGCAGCGUUCAUCAUCAACACCGUCUACAUUGCUGAGAUUUGCCACGAGUCCAUGAGGGGCACCAUGUCUUCAGGCAUCAUGGUGUUUUAUGGGAUCGGUAUGCUGGUGCAGUAUGUCCUGGGAGGGUACUUGAAUUACUGGACAGCUGUGUACACGAAUAUGACCAUGAGUAUUCUGGGAGUGACCUUCAAUUGUCUUCUGAAGGAGUCGCCUUUGUACCUGCUGAGUCGUGGUUUAGAAAAGGAAGCUGCGGCCGCACUAGGAUUCUUUAGACAAUCGAAACCAGAUUCAAAAUUGGUGCAAGAUGAAAUAGAAAAGAUUCGACGAGUCCUCAACCCAGUGAUCGAUGAGGAUGAAAAUUGUGAGGAAACAAAACUGCAGGCGGAUCAAGAAAAAAAAGUGGAGAAGUUAUCUACGAUCCAAUUUCUGAGAAAAUCCCGGUCGACCCACCGAGCGAUAAUCGUCACUCUGACGCUGAUGACAGCGUGCAUUUUCCAAGGGCUGCCCGUGGUGCAGGUGUAUGCUGACCCGCUGUUCACUGAGGCAGUGCCAGUAAUGUCCUCCACCAUCUCCAGCAUUAUACUGGCAGUGAUCACUGUCAUAGCUGGACUGGUGGCCGCUGUACUGACUGACGCUGCUGGAAGGAAGCCCCUAAUGAUAUACGGGUCUCUGGGCUCUGGGAUCUGUGCCUUACUCCUCGGAACCCAGAUCCACUUAAGCUGGGGUCCCAACUGGCUGACGGCCGUCAUCAUAUACAUGUUCUGUGUGGUAUACACCUUCGGAGCUGGGACUGUGCCUUUUGUGCUGGCUGCUGAAGUCUUUGUGCCAGAGGUCAAAAGCUUCAUAGCGAUGCUGGUGGUGGAAUGGGCAUGGCUGUGCAACUUCCUGAUCCUCCUCAUCUUCAAUCCACUGGUCUCAGUCAUCGGUCUAGGACCAGUAUUCUACUUCUUCAGCGCUGUUUGCUUUUUGACAGCUGUCUACAGUGUAUUCUAUCUACCAGAGACAAAAGGAUUGCCAGUUGAUGCUAUACAGCUUCUGUUCGCGCCUAAGAAGAAGAGGCAGUGCGUCUGAAUUUGAACUUUAUCUAUAAGCUGAUAUGUCAUAAUUUUAAAUAGAGAGCAAAGACGCAAACCGACUCGAUCGAAUAUAAAUACAACUCAAGUUAACUGCGCACCUUUUUUUUCGGUGGUAAAAUGCAUUGAGUUGCAUACCCGCCAGUGUGGUCAGACGGCGGGUUAUGUAAGGCUCUCCCCUCCAGAAGGGAGGGGCCUACCCACUAAAAAUCCACAUACUCUGUCUCGCUGAGCAUAAGUGGGAGCCGGUGUAGCGAGGCCUUUCCUGACAUGUUCCACCUAUGCGCAGACCGUCUGCUAUGCGUGCAGACUCCAUUUUCGACCACGCCAUCUUUUAUUUUUACAGUGACAGUUUGGUGCACUGCUACUGACCACUCGGAGAUAUACAACUAUAUACAAAUGAAAUAUAUAAAAUGUAGAAAGUGCUUAUCUAUGUUUACAUAAUAUACAAU
Molecule: messenger RNA, 1969 nt
Organism: Ostrinia furnacalis (Asian corn borer)
Lineage: Eukaryota; Metazoa; Arthropoda; Insecta; Lepidoptera; Crambidae
Product: facilitated trehalose transporter Tret1-like
Exons: 8
Coding region: 100-1515 (471 amino acids)
Biological process (GO): transmembrane transport
Cellular component (GO): membrane
Molecular function (GO): transmembrane transporter activity
Source: RefSeq, a predicted model, not a curated record